AUGGCCCUGGCGCGACGGCUGUGGUCGAUGUACUGCAAAGCUGGAAUGGCGAUCUUCGCAACAUCUGCCACGACGGCCGCGUCCUUCUUUGCCAACCUGGCCAGUUCCAUUGGUCCUUUACGGCAAUUCGGCUUCUUCAUGGGCACUUGCAUCACUGUUAACUGGAUCCUUGUCGCGGCGAUGUACCCGCUCAUCCUCGUGAACUACGAACGUUCCACCUGCAAAGGAGCCUUGAUCGAAGCCGAGCAGUCCUCGCCCAUGGAGGAGCAGCUGGUCGACAGCCAGGGAACGGACCUGGACUUGGAGGAGGUCUCCGGAUGCUCUCCAGGGGAUGUCGUCCGGCGAGCCUCCUCGAAGGGCACACUCGGAGGUGGCCUGGCAGUUAAGAUGCUGGCACUCUGCAUCAGCUUGCUGGGCAUGGGCGGGAGUGUUUACGCUCUUCAGUCAGCUGUUCGCAACCUGCGCCCUUCGAAUGGUCUGCCGAAGUUCUUUCCAGAGGACAGCAAUCUCGGCGGAUUGCAGUUGCUUCAGAUGCGCUUCGGCAACGAGACCAGCAUUGAGUCGACGGAGCUCAAGCUCUGCCACGGCAGGGCGCAGGAUGCCAAGCUUGCCUGCGACACGGAGGGCAGGCCAACACCGACCGCGGCGCCGCCGACAGAGCCACCGCCGCUUCACCUGCCGGGCAACUUCAAACCUGCGAUGCCCCGGCCAUCACCGCCUCCACCGCCUCCACCGCCUCAGUCUCAGGGCCCGAGUGGAUUCAACAACUCGGCGAUCCUCGGCGCGUCGUCUGCCAGGAGGACUCUCGGGAAUUGGGAGAAUGAGUCGGCAAUGCGGGGAAUGGCCGAGUCCGCAGCCGACGCUUCGACCAGCCGCGCCUUCUCAGAGGCCUUCGCCCCCGGUGACGCCUUCGUCGCCCUCAAAGCCUCCUCCAGCCGCUCUCGACUCAUCUUGGCCCUGAAAAGCUUCGACCUGCAGCUCGAGGUGAAGGGCCACUCCUCUGAUGACAUCCAGGAGUUUGAGGAUCUCGUGCGAGACCAGAUCGUGGAGAGCUUGCAGCUUUCGCCCGAUGACCUCAGCUUCGACAUCAAGAAGGUUAAGGUGCUCGACGGGCGCCGUCUGCAGGGCCAAUACGAGGUGACUCUUCAUUUCCAGCACGUCACCCCAAAGAAGGAGCGAGAGAUUCGGGAGUACCUUCGCCAACAUGCGGAUCUCCUUUCUCUCCUCGGGGCUGAAGCGCCAUCGCGGACCCCUGCGCCAAGAGUUGACCAGCCGCAGGCCCCCCUACACAGGCCGCAUGCAACGCAUGCACCGCACCCAACCCCGCAGGCCCCAAUAACACCACUCUCUUCCUCUCGCCAACCCACUACAACUUCACCGACCCGUGCUCCCGUGACAUCACAUCCACAAGCACAACACACGCGGCGUACCACCGUUCCUCCAACGCAGUCGAAGCUGACAACGUUGCCGUCAACUGUACCUGCAACAUCCACGUCAGCAAAGCUUUCGCCUGCAACCACAGCGGUGUCGUCGAAUUUGAGGCCCAGCACGACUUCCAUGAGGAGUCGUUCAACAGCAAUGCAGCUCCAUCUCCAACCACGAGGAAUGCCUCACGACCGUCAGGCCGUCAUCCAUGUUCUGUUGGGUGUGCGAGAGGUCAGGGGCGGCAGCGCCUAUUCCUAUGAGCUCGACCCCAGCUUCGACUUGUCUCGGCGGGAGGCGCAGCUGGCCAUCGUGGAAUUCUGCCAGCGCUUGCGACGGGAAGCAGAGCUCAAGGUUGUCAAAGGGCAGUGGAGCUGCUGGCCAUCGAAGUUGAAGGACUUCCUGCUGCACAGAGGCGAGCAGUUCCCGACGUAUGCGAUAUGGCCGGCUGUACAAAACUUUCUGGCCCAGGUCAGGGGCGAGGCGGACCACGUGGGUUUCGCCGAGGAUGGCAGCGUGUCCUGGGUGCAGCUGGACUACCGCGUGGAGUUCGACAUUUGGAGCUCGGGACGACAGGUCCAGCCCUACAUGGACCUGUGGGAAGACACCGCCCAGCGUGUCUUCGACGAGGUCACAAAGAAGUACAGGGGUCGGGGCCGCAGGUCUUUGCUUGCCCAUUUCUCAAGAUAUGGCUUUCUGAUUGCCCUGCUGCCAGAAUGCUUGCUGGUGUCAGCCGAAUCUCAAGCUUUUCGACUUUCGACUGUAAGCAACCAGAUCAGCAACAGACGAUCCCCCGAAGUAGCCACCUUUGCCAGCAAGUUCCACAGUGAGAGCGAUGACGCGCUGGAGCACAUGGCCAUGGCCGGUCUCAGUGCAAAGCAGCUACUGAACUCGCUUCAGCUGGGGAUCUGUGUGAUUGACAGCUGCACUCUGCAGAAAGCAGCUGGCGAGUCUGGCCUUCAGCCUGCAGAUGCAGUCAAGAAGCUGCAGGACCUUGGCUUGAAAGUGAUUUUGAUUGUCUACGAUGACGACGAGGUGCAGUCCCAGUCCGCGGGACUGCUGCUUCACCGGGCCUCCUUGGACGACGGGGCCGAGGUUGUUCGAGUCGCUGCUGAGUACGAAUGCGCCUUCGCCGUUCCGGCUAGGGCUGGUGAGGCAUCGUGGCCAUGGACGUUGCAGAUGGAGCACAAGCACUGGGUGCAAGCCGCGGCUUCACUUUGUGAGGUGCACUUCAGCGUUGACAGCAGUGGAAACUUCACUGCCAGGCUUCCUGAGGCAAUGAAGAAGCACUUGCGGAAGCUCCGCUACCAGAAGCACCCAGAGGUGUCGACGAAGCAGCCGCAACCGCAGGACUUCAAGGAGCCCUUGCAGUGGGACGCGGGACAGGCUUUCGUGGUGACCGUGACUCGAGGCGAGCGACACGAAUGGCUUCUGUGCAUUGGUGAGCUGGAAGACGCAGCGAUCCUACAGGAAGCAUCGCACCUGGCCUCUUACCUGUUGGGGACCCACGGGGCUGACUCGUGGAUCGAACGCGAGGACGACCCCAGUAUCAGUGACGCUCUAUGCGAGAUCGGUGGUUUGUGGGGCGCGAGCCGGUCAACCCUCCUUACCGCGGCCAGCGGCCCGCAUGCAGGGCUCCGCGGUCUGGGCAUCGGCAGCAACAAAAAGCUACGGCAACGAGCAGCCCUUCUGGCGCUGGCCGCUACUGCUUUCGCCCAGUGGGGCUCGGAGGAGCCUCUUCCAGGCAGCGCUGCCUCACUGAAGACCCUGGCGACGGCUGUCCGCGAGAGAUUGCAGCCAGAGGGCAAAAAAGGGGCCGAGGGCCAGAUUUCACGGAGCCACGCCCUGCGAGAGCGAGCAAAAUCGCAGGCAGAGAACCGUGUCGUGAACUCUGCGCUGUCCUCGUGGAUCGUCAGUGCUUUGGUGGCGCUCGGCGCCUUCACGCGCAGCCUCUUCUUCAUUACGAACAUCUUUCAAUGGAGAUUUGGGCUGAUGGAGGCAGUGUCGCUCAUCAUUUUCUGCGGCUUCUCUGUGGACUAUCCCUUGCACGUGCCCAGGCUGAUUGCAGAGAACAGCAUCGCACCGUCCAGCGAGUUGCAGGCUCUGGCGUCCGUCGAGCACUUCGAGAAGUCGGGGGAGCAGUGGCAUCAGGCGAUCACGGUUCCACGAGUAUUCUGCAGGACUUUGGGUGUUUGCUCUACUCCCCCUCCUCCUGCUCACUGCUACUACCACUACUACCAACAGCAGCACCACCACCACGACCACUGCCAGUGCCACUUUCGUAUCGGCCAGGCUGUGCGACGACUUGUGGAGCGGCAAUGCAUGCAACUCAGGCUGAAGCUCAGACGUGAGCAAAUGCUUUUCCAGUUGGCACAUGUCGACUUGCGCAUGCAGCCCUUCUGGAAUUACUCCCGUACCCCCUGGCCGCCUCCACUCUGCCCGGAUCCUUGUAGUCACUGGGGGAACGAUUCCAGAGAAGUCGCUCCCACAAGCGUUUACGUAGGGGAAAUGCCUCUGGAUGUAACCUUGAUCAUGCGGAAAGGAACUUGCAGGCAAACUGGGUGGGACUAG
This is a messenger RNA of Symbiodinium necroappetens, 3993 nucleotides long. NCBI's taxonomy places the organism in Eukaryota, Dinophyceae, Suessiales, Symbiodiniaceae. The record is from the annotation of a GenBank genome assembly.